Molecule: messenger RNA, 3198 nt
Organism: Aspergillus aculeatus ATCC 16872
Lineage: Eukaryota; Fungi; Ascomycota; Eurotiomycetes; Eurotiales; Aspergillaceae
Exons: 12
Coding region: 1-3198 (1065 amino acids)
Biological process (GO): positive regulation of transcription from RNA polymerase II promoter by galactose; DNA-templated transcription
Cellular component (GO): nucleus
Molecular function (GO): RNA polymerase II cis-regulatory region sequence-specific DNA binding; DNA-binding transcription factor activity, RNA polymerase II-specific; zinc ion binding
Source: RefSeq, a predicted model, not a curated record
AUGUCCCUAUCCUGGACCAAUGAGCCCCCCAAGGGAAGGGUUCCUUAUGCAAUUCCCCAGCUGGAAGGCGAGCGCAUCACCAUUCCCGGCAGCAAGGGCUCCUUUCGCAUUCUGGCCUCGUCGCUGCAAACCAAUGGCUUGAUGUCGGUCUUCCAGAGUGGCGCUGUUCUCUCGGAUGCACCUGGAUUCCACUACCAUAACCAUGCACAUGAUGUCUUCUUGGUGACCAAGGGGUUCCUGAAGCUAUGGAAUGGCGACAAGUGCCGCAUCAUGGGGCCCGGAGACUUCGCUUAUGUGCCUCCUACCGUGAUUCAUAACCCAGAGAUGAUGGGUCCACACACCGAGACCUACGGAGUGGUCACACCCGGCGACUGGGUCGACUUCUUCCGAUAUGUUUCCGAGCGCUACGACGGAGUGCUGGUGCCGGAGCACGACGACCGCGAUCUCAAGUCCAUCCUGAUCCCGAAGGUGAUGGCUGCGAAGGAACAAUUCGACGUGGUAUUCCAGCCCCACUACCAGCCUCCGGAGCUCGGAGAAUGGACGAAGGAUGAGGAGGUCCUGCCUGAAAGCCCCCAGGGCUACUUCCUUCGGGCCAACACGGGGCCGAAAUGGAUGUUUGGCGGGGUGAUGUCCCGGCCGUUCGUCACCACCGCUCAGAGCAGCGGGGUCUGUGCUAUCUCCAGUAUCGAAUCCUCGAAAGUCUACGGUGAUACCAUUUUGUCCAAGUACAUGACCUUCAAAUCGGUGGAUCACUGUCUGUGCGUGCAGGAGGGCACGCUGAUCGUCAGCCUCGAGGGGCAGUCCGACACCGAGUUCCGCGAAGGGGAGACGGCCGUGAUUCCUGCUGGACAGGCAUUCGCGUUGAAGUUUGCCAGUCGCUUCGUGCGUGUCUGGUCGUUCACGGAUGGCGACGGUAUCGAGACAUUGAUCCACCGGGUCGGCCAAAAAUAUGAAGGCGCGGUGCUACCAGACGAGGUGCGCGAAUGGGACGCGGCGGACGUCAAGUCGGUGGUGGCUGACCUGAACAUGGAAAUUACACUAUGGAUGAUGCAACCUGAGGCUCGCCCAUCUCCCGCACCACCGGCUGCCGGGGAUGAGAAUCUCCCUCUGCCCCGGGCAAAGCGACCCCGCGCAGCCCAGGCCUGCGAGAGGUGUAGAUCUAAGAAGUACAAGUGCGAUGAACAAUAUCCUUGCUCUCACUGUAAGAAUUGCAUUGUUAAAGGGCGGAUCAGCUAUGUCGCAGAUCUAGAACGAAAGGUGGACGAGCUCACAACCAAGCUACGCUUGGCUGAGUCGGAAAUCACCUCGCAGCCACCGCAGAGAGUGAUUCCCACGACCUUCACAAGUCCCGGAGCAGCCCAACAACCGGUGGUCCCCCAAGCUGCUAUCGAUGCGACUCCCAUCUCCCUGCCCCGCAACGACUCCACUCCGCGGGAAGAAGCGCCGGCCCUCUACGAUCAUCAUGACGAGGCCGGGGACUCGGUCGGGGAUGAAAUCAGCGAACUGAAUCACCACACCAAUGGCAUCGAGUUCCACGGUAGCACCUCGUCGGCGGCCCUGCUCGGACACCUGCAGAAGGCGCGGGAGCCACAGCGACGCCUCGAGGAGCAGCAGCGGCAGCAGCAGCAGCAGCAGCAACAGCAUCAGCAGCAUCCCCGUGCUGAAAAGCCCGCCGCUGGGUACUCGAUCGUGUCGACGCUGCACAACCCAAGCUUCUCACCCUCGUGUACGGCGGGCCCGGCACAGCCGGUGGUUAUGCAGGAGCAGAACUAUUACUUCGAGCAGGCCCACGCGUUCAUCAACGGCUACUUUGAGAAUAUCCAUUUCAUCCACCCGCUCAUCGAUAAGGAGGACUUCUUGCAGCGAGCGCAUAAUCUGUGGUUCAACCGGAAUGCGCAGCCGGAACCCAGCUUUGUGGCUCUGUAUUUGAGUGUUCUUUCCUUUGGAGCCUUGGUGAGGGUGUGGGAUGAGGAGAGGCUCGGUGGGUUGACGAGGUUCGAGUGGAGCCGGAAACUGUUUGGCGAGGCCCAGAUGUAUCUGAAUUAUCUGCAUUUCUCGAAUACGCUGGACACAGUGCAGUGUCUGUAUCUUAUGGCGAAAAUUUGUCAGAAUGAACUGAACCCGAAUAUGGCCUACAUGUAUCUGGGGCUCGCCGUGCGUACGUGCCUGGCUGCUGGCUUCAAUCGGGAGGUGCGGAGCACAGACGAUCAUCGCGCUGGAUGGAUCUCGAAGACUUGGUGGGGCCUCUUUUCCUUGGAAAUUGAGAUGAGCUUCUCAGUCGGUCGUCCAGACACCUUAGGCAUGGACGAAUACCACAAUCGAGCUCUACCGGAAAGAGACGACUCUGAAUAUGCCAUCAUUCCUUGGAUGGUCGACUUCGCGCAGAUCAUUCGCCGAGUUUCCGUGCAGAUAUACCACUCACGGAUCACAUUACAAGAGAAGCUACACUUAGCUCUCCAGAUUGAGACUGAGCUCGACCGCUGGAUGGCGCGCUUACCGGACCGGCUCAAGCCCGACAUGAUGGAACGGGCAACCGGGGGUGCCUUGAGAGACCCUAAGUGGGCGCGUCGACAACGAUUAGUCCUGGGCUAUUUCAAUGUCAAAAUGCUUUUGUUCCGCCCCUUCCUGAGCCACUUCACCCGCAAACUCCGCCACCCGCCCAUGGAACUUGAACAGACUAUCGCCAAGUGCCUCGAUGCAGCCAUGAAAACCAUUGAGGUGAUCUACGAUAUUUACCGCAUCCAUGAAUUCUUCCGGUGUUGGUGGUACAACACAACGUAUGUCAUGUUCGCGACUUCCACUCUCCUUCUUCCCAUGUCCAAACUGGGCCCUUGCCCGGAGACCGUCCCGCUCCAGCGGUCCGUGGAGAUGGGCGUCGAGAUCCUUGAGGCGAUGGACGAAUCCAUCGUCGCCCGCAAGUCCGUCGAGAUUAUCAAACACUAUCUCCGGGAAUUCCGGUCAUUGCCAUCGUCCACUUCUCUGGCAUCUUCGACGAGUAGUCACGAUGGCGGUGGCAGCGGUGGUGGUGGUGAGAGUGGGGGCGGUGGGAGUGGCGGAGAGUAUGCGGAUACGAGUCCCAGUGGGACUGGUUUUGACAUUCCGGAAUGGGCCUACGGCUUCGGGUUCCCGGAUUGCUCCUUCGAAGGCAUAGCGAGGCUAUUUGACGAUCUGGGCGGGCUGCCGAUGCUGGAUAAUUGA